AUGAAUGAUGAUGAUGUAGUUUACUCAUCUAGUAAGAAUAGGAUAAGCAUGAAAGUCGGAUCAAAAUUUGAAAACGUGGUUGAUUUUAGGAGAGCUUUGAACCACUAUGCAGUCAUAAAUGAAUUGAACUACUACAUUCAAAAAAGCGACCCGACGCGAUUCACAGCAAGGUGUGAAAACCUAGAGUGCGAGUGGAGACUUCAUGCAUCUAUUACACAAGAUGCAGUUACCUUUGAAGUUAAGAAAAUGUUAGAAGUACAUUCUUGCACUCACAGCAACAAGGGUGGCAAUAAACGAGCCACUCAAGGAUGGAUUGCUAAUGUAGUUACUGACAAGUUGAAAUCUGAUGGAGAGGUCUCUCCAUAUAAGCUUAGAAAUUCGAUUAUGAAAACUUACAAUGUUGAUGUGCCAUACCUAAAAGUUUUUAGAGGGAAAGAGCAAGCUUAUACCGACAUAUAUGGUAAGUGGGAAGACUCCUUCAUGAAGAUGGAUGAAUUUAAAGAAGAACUAUUACUAAGGGGCGAAGGAAGUGUUGUUGAAAUUGGCUUUGACAUAGUUGGUGGAAAGAAACUUUUCAAAAGGUUUUUCAUUUGUUUAGCAGCUUGUUCUAGAGGGUUUGCUGCUGGUUGUCGUUCGUAUAUUGGUCUUGAUGCUUGCCAUUUAAAAGGAAGGUUCAAUGGUGUAUUAGCCGCAGCAACUGGUAUUGACGGUAACAAUUCUAUCUUUCCAAUAGCAUAUUGUGUGCUUGAAUCAGAAAACACACAAUCAUGGACAUGGUUUCUUGAUUCACUGAAAAAAGCAUUUGGGACGCCAAAUGGUCUUGUUAUCUCAUCAGACAUGCAAAAAGGGUUAGAAGUAGCCAUGAUGAAUGUUUAUCCUAAUGUUGAGCAUAGGGAAUGUAUGAGGCACUUAUAUAGCAACUUCAAAAAACACUUUCGUGGGGACUUCUUUAACAAAAAACUAUGGUCUGCUGCCAAAACCUACCGUUCUACCAAGCAUAACAGAUUAUUGAAGGAAAUUAGUGAUAAAAAUGAAGAUUUCAUUGCAUAUCUAAAUACCAACUACAAAAAAUAUGGAGUAGAAGCAAUAACGAUUAAUUCUUGGAUUGGUAAAUUGCGCUAUAAACCUGUGCUUGAUCUCCUUGAUGCAAUUAGGGAAAAGAUUAUGAAACGGUUUGAUAAGAAAAGAAAUUUGGUGAAUACAUGGAAUGGCACAUUGGUUCCUAUUGCUAAAAACCAUCUUAAUGACAUCGCUAAGAACUUGGGUGAGUAUGAAGUUACUAGAAGUUCUGAGAAUCAAGCUGAAGUGAAGUACAAGGGAACACUUUGGGAGGUCAACCUAGAUGAAAGAAAAUGUAGUUGUCGAUUGUGGCAAGUUCAGGGUCGACCAUGUGUACAUGCAGCGGCUUUUAUUGCGUAUAUAAGGGAUGCUAACUGGGACAAAUAUGUUGAUCCAUAUUUCACUAUAGAGAACUUUAAAGCUACGUAUGCUAUUCAAAUUGCUUCGAUGCCCGGACAGGAUCAAUGGGCGCAAAAAAAAUGCAGAGAAAAUUUAUCCACCUAUUACCAAACGCCCACCUGGACGACUAAGAAAAAAUAG
Molecule: messenger RNA, 1599 nt
Organism: Lactuca sativa (garden lettuce)
Lineage: Eukaryota; Viridiplantae; Streptophyta; Magnoliopsida; Asterales; Asteraceae
Biological process (GO): DNA transposition
Molecular function (GO): transposase activity; zinc ion binding; DNA binding
Source: RefSeq, a predicted model, not a curated record